GAUAUGAAGACCAGCUGUGUCAAAAUGUUAAUUUUGAAUUUUUUAUUUAUAAUUUUCGGUAUUCAAAGAAUUUGCCACGCGUGCACACCUCUGGAUAACAAAUAUGAUAAUAUCGAGGAUGACGUGGAUAAAUACAAAAUGUUAGUAGAACCUCUUCAGUCUGUUCUACCGGUUUAUGACGAGGAGACUGUGCCAAAUCUGGAGAAACUCUAUCAGCAGUUCCAACUCGGAAAGAAAAAUGAAGACGUUCAUCUGAACAUGACACAACUGAUCACAAAAUAUGGCUAUCCAGUCGAGACACAUCACGUUACAACCCCUGAUAAAUACUGCCUUACGAUGUUUCGGAUUCCGAAGCCGAAUGCGCCAGUCGUCUUCCUGAUGCAUGGAGUACUCUGCAGUUCAGAUGAUUGGAUAGUUAAUGGCCCUAGACUAGGACUGGGCUACGUUUUAUCAGACCUUGGAUACGACGUGUGGUUUGGGAACGCCAGAGGAAACAAGCACUCCAGGCGUAACUUGGAUGUUCCGCCCGCAUGUGGUGAGUUCUGGCACUUUAGUUUUGAUGAAAUCGGUCGAUAUGAUAUCCCUGCUAUGAUUGACUACACACUUGAAACCACUGGAAGGAAUAAACUGGCCUACAUAGGUCACUCCCAAGGAACGACAGCAUUUUACGUGAUGGCAUCAGUUAAACCAGAGUAUAACGAUAAGAUAUCGAUUAUGAUAACUCUGUCAGCGGUGGUGUUCAUGUCUCAUGUGAGGAGUCCUCUGUUUCAACUUAUAGCUCCAUUUCUUGGUGAUUUCUCAGUUAUAGCUAAAAGCAUUGGAGCAUAUGAAGUAGAACCGCGUGACGCUGUGGUAGACGCUGUCACGUCAACGUUCUGUGGUUCACCAGAAACAGCUGAGAUGUGUUGUAAUUUUGGUGUGUUUAGCUUAGCGGGGUUUAAUUAUGCACAAGCGAAUUGCUCGGUGUUACCUGUUAUAUUUAGUCACUACCCAUCAGGGUCAUCGGUCAGACAGUGCAUUCAUUACUCUCAAGAGGUUGUGUCAGGUAAAUUUAGGAAUUACGACCACGGUGAAGAGAAUAACUUGGUGAUAUAUGGAACGAGCGAGCCUCCAGACUAUCCCUUGCACAAUGUGACCUGUCCCGUUGCACUUUUUUACAGCAACAACGAUUGGUUGACGAGUGCCACCGACAUUGAAACAUUUCUGCAGCAUGUCCCCAAUGUUGUAGAGUUUUACCACGUGCCGUGUGCAUCUUUCAAUCACUUUGACUAUUUGUACGCUAAAGACGCUGAUAUAUACGUCAACCGAGAAGUCAAGCGUAUAUUGAAAAAAUAUGUGUGCGAAUAAAUGUACAAUAAUGUUUUAAUGAAGCUUAAUAAAUAUAGUUAUCAUU
Molecule: messenger RNA, 1393 nt
Organism: Amyelois transitella
Lineage: Eukaryota; Metazoa; Arthropoda; Insecta; Lepidoptera; Pyralidae
Product: lipase 3-like
Exons: 1
Coding region: 4-1347 (447 amino acids)
Biological process (GO): lipid metabolic process
Molecular function (GO): hydrolase activity, acting on ester bonds
Source: RefSeq, a predicted model, not a curated record